This is a messenger RNA of Penicillium taxi, 2073 nucleotides long. Its product is annotated as LMBR1 domain-containing protein. The coding region runs from base 1 to 2073 and encodes 690 amino acids. NCBI's taxonomy places the organism in Eukaryota, Fungi, Ascomycota, Eurotiomycetes, Eurotiales, Aspergillaceae. The record is from RefSeq and is a predicted model, not a curated record. The transcript has 2 exons. Gene Ontology annotation, cellular component: membrane.
AUGCUCUCUCUCUCCUCAGUCCCAUCCUUCUCGGUGGGAUCUAACGUCUUUUUCGCUUUCGCUCUCUGUUCCAUCUCCAUCUUAGUCUUACUCCUCUUACGCCGCUUUUUGACCCUCCGCGCUACUCCCGCCUACUUGAUCGUCCCCGUAUUUCUUGCUCUCGCUUUACCCGCCAGUGUAGUGCUAUUGGUUCCGAUCGAUUUAGCCUCUAGUUUACGAAAUGAUGGUGGUCCGACGGCGAUUUGGCUGCCAGACCGUAUGGUCUUGGUGUGCUGGCGCAUCGCCUACUGGCUAAUAUUUGUGCUCACCUGGGUGAUACUUCCCCUCCUGGGCGAGUACGUCGAUUCCGGUUACCGCGAACCCAAAGCCCGCAUCUUUUACUCCCUCCGCAAGAAUGCUCGGUACCAACUGACCGUCUUGUCCUGUGCGACGGUCGGGUUGAUUUAUGUUUCCAUUUCAAAUGGAUUCGAGUUCACCUCCAUCAAGGGUCUAGUAAUGGCCCUAGCCUAUGUGUGGGGUCUCGUUCUCGCCAUCUAUCUCAUGGGCCACGGCCUGGUAACAAUCCCGCGGAAUCUCUUCCGGAACUCCAAUGUUAGUGGCCGAUUGAGAAGUAUUCAAGCGUAUGCACCAAAGGUGCAUGAUCGCUUGAUGGAUGCGGUCAACGAACUCGAGAGCCUCAACUCGCAGGUUGCUCAGCUUCAACAACGCAAAACUGGAACUGCCCGUGAUUUCCAGGAGUGGAUCGAAGACCUUUCUGAAGGUUCAGCGUCAUCAGAUGUGCGUGUACCUAUUCUCGAGACUCCAGAGACUACCGGCACCGUUCCUGCCGUGAUCACAGAACGCUACCUGGCCGACCUCACAAGGCGGCUGCAGCGCGCACGGCACAUGAAGGCUCGGUUUGUGGAUGAAUGGGAUCGCACAGUACAGCUGGCAACUGACCUUCAAGCAAUCAUCAAUUCUGCUGCUUCUAAAAAGCUCGAAUUCGCCCCUGCUCCCCGCCGAUCAUCCUGCUUCCCCCGUGUCAAGUUUUUGACUCCCUAUAUACGGUACCACCUCUACUAUAAUGUUAUCCCAUCUGUGCGGUUUUUCUUCGGUAUAUUUUUCUCCGCAGUUUCAGUGUGCAUAGUCUGGUCUGAAUUGAUCAAGUCUAUGUCUUGGGGUCCCAAACUGUCCGUCGUGAGCUUGACUGUGGUUCCCAACUAUAAUAACCCUAAGCCUGUUGGCUUUGGCAACCAGGUGAUCGCUUCUGCAUGGCUGUUGUACAUGUGUUCUGCCGCCCUUGUGGGUAUCAGUAACGUCAAAGUCUGGGGUAACCGGGCGCUGGUGCGCCGCAACACUUACGGUGAGAGCGCCUGCUGGUACGCCAGCUAUGUAGCCCGUCUUACCGUUCCAAUCGCCUAUAACUUUUUGACCUUCCUCCCCCGUGAUUUCCGCCAUGCCACUACCUUCUAUCAGUUCCUCGGCCGCCUCAUCAGGCUCACUCCACUUGGCAAGGGGUUCGAUUUCAUCUUCCCAAUCUUUAUUUUGUUUCCCGUCUGUGCAACUCUUUUCAAUCUUUAUGGCCGUAUUAAAAAGGUUUUCGGAUUUGGUCUGUCGGACGAGGACGAUCUGCAGGAUCUCGAAAACAACCCUGCUGGAUAUGGGAUGGGUGGCUGGCGUGAAGGUCGCGAUCUGAUCGAGCGUGAGCUCAAUGGUUUUGGUUCUUUGGCUGUUUCUUCUCGUGGUAACCGCUCGACAUGGGCGUCGGAUCGUAACGAUAGCGAUUCUCGCGGCUCAUCUCGGCUGCGAGUCCCCGCUAGUGAGGGCUCCCGGUCUCCACGAACUGCUCAGCGCCCGGCCAUCGCUCCUACUACCGUCAUAGGUGGUGCAGAGGAGGAAGAGGAGAACUUCUUCCAGUCCUUGGCUCACCGGGUACGCAACACCAUUGAGACUACGAAUACACCACAAUGGUUCCAGGGAGAUCAGUUCCGCCUGCCUCGGUGGAUGUCUGGCGACAAUACCACCACCGAAGACGACGGUGUCUCGAGGCUCUUUGGUGGUCGAACCACUCCUGGUCGGUUGAGACUUGGCUGA